AUGGGCAAGAUGAAAGUCGCUCAGAGAACAGGCGAGGGAGGACCCUCGGGUCUGUCCUCUGACUCUUCUUCUUUUCUUGCUUCUUCGAAGUCUUGUCUUUCUUCACCCUGUCCCUCUCCCUCUGUCUCAACUUCCUCUGCCUUGCCCCCGUCGCCUACUCACCAGCUGUCUCGCCUACCUACCUCCACCUCUUUCCAGAGUUUCUCUCAAUCAGGAGCGCCGAGUGCGGUCCUCCCGUCUAUUUUCUUUCGAUUCGCCUCGACUUUCUUCACGGUUUUUGCCGUCGUACUUCUCUCUCUCACCUCACCGCCCUCCCUUCCUCUCUGCGACACUUGCAACGCCGAAGUGGACUCGUUUCUUUUCGCAGAAGCUGCCAGUGAGUCCCGUCGAUCGACAGCUGACGAAUGUUUGUCCGGUUCGAGUAAUUCGUCGGCGAACUGCGCGCGGAAGUCGGCUUCUUCGCCUCCUCCGAAAAAGGGCGUGUGUCACAUUGCUUCUCAGCCGCCGUCCUCCUGCGAGGUUUCACACAUUCGAGGCCUCGAACGCGCCAAGAUCCCUCCCGUUCACGGCAGGCCGUCCUUCGACGCCGAAGACUUUGUCUCGCUCUUCUUCGCGUCCGACGAACCUCGAAAGCGUCGGCCGAACAAAUCGACCUCCCGAGGCACAAGCAGAGCGGGGACUGAGGGUGCGCAAGUGCAGCCUGGAGGAGGCGCGGGGCAGAGUUGCCCCCAUGGUGGAUCCGCGUCCAAGGCGCAUGGAAAGUCGUCCUACAUUGGCGGGAACGCAGACGCAGAAACCGAUGAGGAUCUCGAUGAAGACGCGAGCGAGCGCCUGUACUUCGACCCGUACGAGGUCCUCGGCAUCCCCGCUGACAGCAGCGAGGAGUGCAUCCGCCUCGCCUACAGACAGAAAGCGAAGGCAUGCCACCCCGACAUGGUUGCGAGGAGGGAGCUGCGAGCCCAAAAGGACUCAAACACAUCAGAAGAAAAGAAAGACCCGGCGACGGGAACCUACGACUUUGCAAAGACAACAGAGGGCGCUGAGGAGACACCCGAGCUGGCUGCAAGCUCGCCGGGAAGUGACGAAACCGGCUCUGCGUCGUCUGGCGAGGCGGAGAAAACGGGAACAUUUCGACCGCCAUGGCAGGUCCCCGGACGACCCCCGCUUCCUCCACAGAGGCGCUGUCUUUCGUGA
Messenger RNA from Toxoplasma gondii ME49, 1194 nucleotides. Its product is annotated as DnaJ domain-containing protein. The transcript has 2 exons. The coding region runs from base 1 to 1194 and encodes 397 amino acids. Lineage: Eukaryota; Apicomplexa; Conoidasida; Eucoccidiorida; Sarcocystidae. The record is from RefSeq and is a predicted model, not a curated record.